Messenger RNA from Zychaea mexicana, 1741 nucleotides. Its product is annotated as peptidase M24, structural domain-containing protein. The record is from RefSeq and is a predicted model, not a curated record. The transcript has 4 exons. The coding region runs from base 151 to 1572 and encodes 473 amino acids. NCBI's taxonomy places the organism in Eukaryota, Fungi, Mucoromycota, Mucoromycetes, Mucorales, Lichtheimiaceae.
CGGAUAGUUCCGCUUUGUUGGUGUCACGGUCUACAGGUGACCGAUCUAUUAUUUUUCUUCACGUCUUUUAUAUUUCUUCUCUCACUUUUCUGCUUUUUUCUGUGCUUUUUAUCGAUCCGUACUUACACACUUCUCUCACGGAAAAAUACAAUGGCAUCGCAAGAGGAAAUCACUCCCCUUGUUGGACAGCAUCAGCAGUAUGCCAGCCAAAACCGCCAUUGGGGCAAGGUGAAGAAAAAGACAAUGUUGAUGCGUUCGAUGUUGGCACUGUCGUUACUAUUUGCUUUAGCCGGCGGCGUAUGGGCUUUACAACACUUGUUCCAUCAAAGUCCCAUCACCAAGAAACCCUUGCCGGACUUUUCUUCAUUACGCGGCUAUUGUGCGCACACACAAGCGAUCCAACCCAAUGAAUAUAUCAAGCGUCAAAAGAAACUCGCCGCAACAUUACCUGAAUCAUCGGCCUACGUGAUGGAAGGGGGACCGACCAUGCUGUACUACACAAACAUUGCAUGGGGACUCAGCGAACGGCCAUUCUUGGUCGUGCUUGUUGCAGAUGCUUCACAACCGGGAGGCAUCAAAACAACCGUGGUAACACCCAUGUUUGAAGCAACGCGCGCUGUUGAAGCUGUCAAGGACGCCAACUUGCCUGAUGAAAUCCAGCCCGAUAUCGUUGAAUGGAUCGAACAUGGAUCGCCUUACACAGUGACGGCCGAUCAAGUGCUUGCCAAUAUCUCAACAGUCUUUGUGGAGCCGACAACUCGCUUAUUCAUCUUUGAUGGACUUUCUCAGGUAUUGGAGAACGGCGUGAACGGACAAGGAAAAGGGGUUCAGGUCGCGUCCCGGGCAUUGCAAACCUUAAGAAUGGUCAAGUCACCUGCUGAACUUAAUAUUCUGCGCUGCGUCAAUCAUGCCACGGAGGAAGCCAUCAGACAGGUCCGCCCUCAUGUCAAUGUGGGCAUGACCGAAAGUGAUAUUGCCACCUUGAUGACACGUGCACUUACGACAGCUGGAUUGACCAAUACGUGGGUGCUUGCUCUGGUCGACGAAAAUGCUGCUUUCCCUCACGGCGAACCGGGCACUACGAAAAAAGUUGGCAAGGAUUCAACGGUGCUUAUCGAUACCGGAGGCGAGUUGUUGGGUUAUCAGUCGGAUACGACCCGCACGUUCUUCCUAGGUAAUCGAGAGGAUCACAACCAGACGAUUGUGGAUGCUUGGUACCUUGUGAAACGUGCCCAAAAAAACGUCCUCGAUCUCGGUCAUGCUGGAUCUUCUUGUGCUGAAAUCGAUUUGAGUGCUCGACGUAUCAUUACUACCGCUGGCUACGGUCGUUAUUUCACUCAUCGUCUUGGACACGGCUUGGGAAUGGAAAUGCAUGAGGAACCCUAUAUGAACCAAGGCAACACGGAUCAGGCUCUGGAAGUGGGAAUGACGUUUAGCGUGGAACCGGGUAUCUACGUGCCCCGUGAAUUCGGUAUCCGGUUGGAGGAUAUUGUGGUCGUGAACGAAGAGGGUCAAUUAGAAGUAUUGACAUCUGGCCUCGCCGAUAAUCCAUGGACACUCAGAGAUGAAUAAAUGUCGCUUCUUAUACCUUCUUACUGUAAAUUGGUAAUGGCAGCUUAUUAUUGUACAGUGUUGUUUAUGAGGAGCAAUUUGAUCCAAUAGAGAGGCUGUCAUUGCUUCUUUGACAGAAACUCUUGGUCUCAUUGAUACAUGACUGUCCUGCAUUGUUUGUGUUUUAACA